Molecule: messenger RNA, 630 nt
Organism: Acanthosepion pharaonis
Lineage: Eukaryota; Metazoa; Mollusca; Cephalopoda; Sepiida; Sepiidae
Source: the annotation of a GenBank genome assembly
AUGGCUCUCUGUUUUUCUCUCUUUUCAAUAUUUUCUUUCCUUUUUCGUUGUCUCUGCAGCAUUUUUUCUACUUUUAUUCCAAGUCCCUUUUACUAUUGUUAUCUCUUUCUAAUAUUUUCUCUUUCUUCUAUUCUCUCUGUAACGUCUCUUUCUUUCUUUCAUUCGGACAUUAUACAUUUUUUCAUCGCUUCAUUCAUCUUUCUUUCAUUCUCUUCUUCAUUGUCUCUUUCCUAUUUUCUGUAUUCUUUCAUUCUGUCACUCUUUCAAUUUCUCUUUCAUUUCCCUCUUUCUGCUUUUCUCUUUCUUUCAUUCCCUUCUUCAUCGUCUCUUUCAUAUUUUCUGUAUUCUUUCAUUCUGUCACUCUUUCAAUUUCUCUUUCAUUUCCCUCUUUCCACUUUUCUCUUUAUUUCAUUCUCUUCUCCAUUGUCUCUUUACUAUUUUCUUUAUUCUUUCAUUCUGUCACUCUUUCAAUCUCUCUUUCAUUUCCCUCUUUCCACUUUUCUCUUUCUUUCAUUCUCUUCUCCAUUGUCUCUUUACUAUUUUCUGCAUUCUUUCUUUAUGCCACUCUUUCAAUUUCUCUUUUAUUGUCUUACAAUCUCUUUUUCUAAAACUUCUUACAAUCUGUUGUAG